GGCGCGGUGGGGCGCGGAGGGCAGAGCGCGGGGAGCUGCGGGGGCAGAGGGUUCUGCUGGUGCUGCGGCCCGUGCGGAGGGUCAUCAUCUUGAAUCUAUCAGGAAGCAAGAACUCUGAAAUCAUGGCAGGGAAACCCAAGCUGCACUACAACAACGGAAGGGGGAGGAUGGAGUCGAUCCGAUGGCUGUUAGCAGCAGCUGGAGUUGAGUUUGAGGAACAAUUCAUAGAAACGAAGGAAGACUUAGAAAAAUUAUGCAAUGAUGGAGUCCUGAUGUUCCAGCAAGUGCCCAUGGUAGAGAUUGAUGGGAUGAAGAUGGUGCAGACUAAAGCCAUCCUGAGCUACAUAGCAGCCAAGUACAACCUCUAUGGAAAAGACCUGAAGGAGAGAGCCUGGAUUGAUAUGUAUGUGGAGGGAACAACAGACUUAAUGAGAAUGAUGAUUAACCUCCCUUUUCACCCAGCUGACACAAAAGAAGAGAAUCUUGCCUUAAUCAUUGAACGAGCUACAAAUAGGUACUUUCCUGUUUAUGAAAAGGCCUUAAAAGACCAUGGGCAUGAUUAUCUUGUUGGCGACAAAUUAAGUUGGGCAGACAUCCAUCUGCUGGAAGCCAUUUUAAUGGCAGAAGAAUGUAAGCCUGAUAUACUGUCUGCAUUCCCUCUGCUGCAGGCUUUUAAAGGAAGAACAAGCAACAUUCCAACAAUAAAAAAAUUCUUGCAGCCUGGCAGCCAGAGGAAGCCACGAACAAAUGAGAAGACUGUUGCUAUUGUGAGGAAAAUAUACAAUUUCUAAUCAUGUGGCUGCUGAAGAUAACACAACUGUAGUAUAGUACCAGAACUGUGCCUUGUAAGUGUAACCUGCAUAGAUCUUCUAUAGCUUGACUAAUAUAAACUGUCACAUGGCAAUCCUUGAAACAGAAUAUACUUUUAAAUUAGAGUAAAAGGCUCAUUUGGACCUGUUGAGUCCAGAAAGUUUCAUGGAGCAGCUGUAUGAAAUAAAAUAUGCUGAUACUUUG
This is a messenger RNA of Apus apus (common swift), 1014 nucleotides long. RefSeq names its product glutathione S-transferase-like. The coding region runs from base 123 to 791 and encodes 222 amino acids. The record is from RefSeq and is a predicted model, not a curated record. Gene Ontology annotation, molecular function: glutathione transferase activity. The transcript has 7 exons. NCBI's taxonomy places the organism in Eukaryota, Metazoa, Chordata, Aves, Apodiformes, Apodidae. Gene Ontology annotation, biological process: xenobiotic metabolic process; glutathione metabolic process.